AUGGCCAAUGCAUGUUUAGUUUGCUUGAGGUCACCAAAAUCGAAUCCUGAUCUUUCAUUUCAUAAGUAAGUAAAAUCUUUAAAUUGUAUAUAUUUCUUUUAAUUCAAAUUUUUAGCUCAUUUACAAUAGUAAUAUACAAUAUAUAGUAGAAAUCGUCUAUAAUAAAUUAUUACUAGGUCCAAAUAAUUUUUAUAUUUUACAUUUAUUUUGAAUAGUUACUAAUAUAGUGAACACACCUGUAUUAUAAUAAAUAUAAUGUGGUUACCUAUAUACGUAUACCAGAAUUGCUAUUUAAUCACUAAAGUUACUUUUUAUUUACUAUCUAUUGUUUAUUAAUUAUUAUAGGGAUACCACAUUUUUGACCACUACUGUAGAAUAAACUGAUAAAAUUAUCAAAAUAUCAUCAUAUUAACUUCAUGUUUAAUUUUGAUAUAUUUUUGUUAAAUAUUAAUUGUUUAGUAAUUUUCAUUAACUGCACUAACCAGAGUUAAUAUCAGAUUCAGUAGAGUGUACAAAUUGGAAAAUUAUUUGUUUAGAACUGUAUUUAAAGAAAAAUAUUUCUUUGGAAAGUAAUAUACAUUUGUUUAAAUGAAUAAAGUUAAAUAAAAUACAGUUGAAUUGUUAAAAACUAAUAAAUUGUCAUCAAUUUAUAAAAAAUGUUAUUACUUUCAGUAAUAAGGAGGGGAUUCUAUACCUAGGAGGGAAUUUGAUUUCUACUGUAUUUUAGAUUCUGAGCGGAGUGAGGAAUGCAUUAGUCAAGGGUUAUUCACAAGCAAAAAUUAAGUACAUUUAACUUCCAAGAUAUCUUACUGACUUCUUAAACUUUCACCUAAUUUCCAAAUAUUCCAACUAAUUUUUCAGACUUCCAACUUCAGACUAACUUCCAAAACUUCCAUAUAUUUGUGGGUGUGAAUAACCCCCGUUAUUGGUUUUAUAAUGAUGUUUAUUAUUUAUUUUUUUAGGAGUUUUCAUUAUAAAUGGGAACAUUUACGAAAUGUAUUAUUUUAAAAGCUUAAUAUUAUGUUUUUUUAAAAUAUGUAUAACCUAACUCCACUCAAAAUCAUUUUUUUUUCAUUAGUAAUGGUUAAUCUUUGCAUAUAGAUGUACAUUAAAUUUCCCUUCCACCUUCCUAAUUUCUCACCUACAACAGUGGCCAACUAACUGUGCGAAAUACCAUUUGUUUUUAAACUUAUUAUUAAAACAUUAUUUAUGAUUAAAAAUUGGUUUUGUUUUAUUCUAUGGCAUUACCUUAUUCUUUAUAAAAUGAACUAGUGCAUUCAAAAGUAUUUAUUUUUAUUAUACAGAUUUCCAACCAAUCCUUUAUUGCGUAAUGAUUGGCUCAAAGCUUGUGGAUUAUUAGAAAGUGACUAUGGGCCUUAUCGAAGAUUGUGUUCAAGACAUUUUGAACAUUAUUGUUUUACUGGAAAUGUAAAGCGAUAUUUAAAACCUAAAUCUAUACCCACGUUACAUUUAACAUGUAUUAAACAAUUAGCAUACAAUGUGCCAGAACUGUAAGUAUUAAUGUAACAUUGGUAGAAGAAUUAUUAUGUUCUUAAUUAUCUAUGGGUUUGGCCUAAAUCUAUUUUUAUACCCUGUACCGUGGUGAUAGCAUAUGUUGAUUGUUUAAUGAUUAAUGAAAUAAUUUCCACAAAUGUCAACUACAUUGCUGGGCUUUAAUUUUUCUAGUCAAUUUAAGGAACAUUCUGUUCCUGAUACAUGUACGUCAAAGUUUCAAAGUCCAUCAGAAUCAAAUAUUUCUUCUGACAGCACAUUACAAAAGUGAGGCCAACAAAAGUAUAAUUAUGUGUAAUUAAAAAUAAUUCAUGUUUUAUAAAUUUUAGAUCAAAAGAUUUAAUGGAGCCAGGACAAUCUCAAGUUUUUAAAUUUCCAUCAGGUUAAAACAAAUAAACUUAUUCUUUUGUCAACUUGUUUUGAUUACAGAAAAUAAUAAUUGUUUUUUUUUUUUAUUAUUCUUUUUAUCAUAUUUUAGAUGUAGCAAAUUUUCAUGCUGUAGAUGAUUUAAGAUGUGCUUUAAACUAUUGUAAAAGCUGUUAUGUAAAGUGUCACAAUAAUGAGCAAGUUUCAUUUUUUGAAUUUCCUAAAAACUCUUUUAUGUAAGAAAUAGUAAUUAUUUUAUUCAUAAAAGUGAAUGUAUAUAUGAUCAUAAUUAAAAAUGUGAAGUUCAGUUUUGCUAGAAAUAAAUUACUAGUAUUUUUGUUUUCACAGGUGCGCUAUUUGGGUUGAAAAAUGUAAUGCAAAAUAUUUGCCAACUACAGAUUUAACUGAUCUUAGCAAGAAUUAUAAGUUGUGUUCAUUACAUUUUGAGGAUAAAAUGUUUGCUAAUUUUCAAAAAAAUAGGCUUUUUGUUCAUGCCAUACCCUCAUUAUUUCAAAAUGAUUCUCUGACACUACCGAAAAAGUUAAUUAUUAUCAUUCAAAGAGACAGUGAAAAUGUUAGUUAUUAUAAUCAUUUAUUACAGCCUUAUAUUUAUUCAUUUUAAAUUCUAAUAGAAAAUGAAUAAAACAUUGAAAGAUUCAGUGCCACGUGACCAUAAUUAUUGUAAUUUAAAAAAAGAUAAACCGAAAAUCGUUAAUUUUAAUUCAUCAACUGAUAAAAGUAUCCUAUCAGAAAAAGAUAAAGAUUAUCCUGGAUUAAAGCGAAUUAGUACUAAGGUUUGUAAUUUUAUUGCCGUCCAAAAUGUAUUUUUCACAUAGGCAGUGUCUAAUGAGUUAAUCCAAUUUUUCAGUAUAAAUUCAUGUACAUUGUCUAUAUUGUUUAUUUAUUUUAUUUUUUAUAGCAGAUGAGAAAAACAUUGAAUGAUCCAGUUUUAGGUGAACAUAAUUAUUAUAAUUCAUCAACUGAAAAAAAGAAAUCCAAACAAGAUAUAGAUUAUUCUGGAGCUAAAAAACCUUAUACUAUGGUUUGUUAUUAUUGUUAAUUGUAAUAACCGUUAAGGAAAUUAUUAUUUUUAUUAAAUGUCUAUUUUUAGGUCACUGAUGAUGUUGUUGGAGUUGAAAUGGAAACUCUGGUAAUUGAACAAGAAGACUCUCUGUUUGUCAAAUUAAAAGCACAAAGAAAUUUAAUUGUUUUACCAAAAAAUUGGUUUUGUGAUGUAUCUUAUAAUAGUGUUAAAGUUCCAUUGGCUAUAACAUUCUUCACAUUAAAUAAUUCUAGUAUUUUCAGUAAAAGAUAUCUAGAAAAACAAUUGGUAUUAAACCAAGGUACUGUAUAUAAUGUAUUAAACAAUUAAAUAUAUAUACAUAUUUUAAUAUAUAUUUUCAUUAAAGCACUGGAUAUAUGAUUAUUAUUUGUUAAUAAGGAAAAUUAUUUCAGUAUCAUAGAUGUUUAUAUUUAAAAAAAUAAAUAUGAAUUUUGUUGAGGCAUGUUAUACCUAUUGAAUAAUAAAUUAUGUAUCUUAAUUUAAAAUAUAAAAAUGCAUUCAAAUUAUAACUCAUAAUGAUAUUAAAUGGUUUAUAAACUUUAUUUUAGAUUCCGAAAUAACUUUUUUUGUCAAUGGAAAAAAAGUAAUUCCAAUCGACCUUGGUUUAAAGAAUUACUGUAAACCUUUGGAUAUUUUAAGUUUGCAAAAUUUAAUUCAGAAAUUUGACAGUAUUAAUAUCUGUCAAGGGAUAUCAAAAAAAGGUCUAAAUAAUAUUAGAUUAAAUGUAUUUGAAAAUACUUAUCGCUGGUGGCAUCCUAAAUGUACAAAUAUUUCUGCAGAUUUAGAAAGGUAUAUACUUUGAAUAUUAUGCACAAUUGUUCAUUUUGAUUGUUAGUAGUCUUAUAUUAAAGUAAUAAUUAUAAUAUGGUUAUUUUAAAAACAUUUAUUUUAUAUUUCAGUUUUCUCUGCUAUUCGUGUAAAAUACUGAACACUGUGUUGUUGAAAAUAAGCGACCAAAAGAAAUAUCAACAGCAAAAACCAUUAAAUAAUACUUUUCGCAAAAUCAUAAACCGUAAUAAAUUAAAUUUAAAUAUCAAAAAGAAUAAUUCAGUUAGAUUUAUGAAAAUGAGUCAAUUAACUUCUACAUUUAAGAAACCUUAA
This is a messenger RNA of Cinara cedri, 4042 nucleotides long. NCBI's taxonomy places the organism in Eukaryota, Metazoa, Arthropoda, Insecta, Hemiptera, Aphididae. The record is from the annotation of a GenBank genome assembly.